Messenger RNA from Hipposideros armiger (great roundleaf bat), 3725 nucleotides. It is a transcript of the gene TFPI, whose product is annotated as tissue factor pathway inhibitor. Bases 386 to 1306 code for a protein of 306 amino acids. The record is from RefSeq and is a predicted model, not a curated record. Gene Ontology annotation, molecular function: serine-type endopeptidase inhibitor activity. Gene Ontology annotation, cellular component: extracellular region. Lineage: Eukaryota; Metazoa; Chordata; Mammalia; Chiroptera; Hipposideridae. The transcript is spliced from 9 exons. Gene Ontology annotation, biological process: negative regulation of peptidase activity.
GCCUGUAGAGAGUUGGAGCGACCUAAACAGGAAGCCUGGUUAUUCCCAGCUGCCAGCUCUGAGACUCCCUCUUUUCUGCAACAGACAGGAGCGACUUUGGGCUGGAUAAUCGUCAGAUUCUUACCUCGCCCUUUCAUGGCUAGCCGGAUCAGAUUGCAUUUCCUUCAUUAUCCUCCACUCCCAGUUUCUUGAUCUGUUUAAAAGAAGAAGUAGAAAAGACAAAUCCUCUAUUCAAUGCCUGGAAGGGAAAACACAAUUACCUCAACUCCGCUUUGAAAAAAUCUUUCCAAGAACUUUCUUCAGAGAUUUUACACGUAGCCACAGAAUCUACUUGAAGAACUUUAAUGACAUUUAAACUACUAUUUGGAUCCUGUCUCUAUUAGAGAUGAUUCAUACAAUGAAGAAAGAACAGAUUUUGGGGGCUUCUGUAUGUCUGCUGCUUACCUGUGCUUCUGUCCAUCUUAAUGCUGUCCCUGAGGAAGGUGAAGAACAUUUAAACAUUACAGAUGCUGAACUGCCACCACUGAAACUUGUACAUUCAUUUUGUGCAUUUAAAGCAGAUGAUGGCCCAUGCAAAGCAAUGCUGAAGAGAUUUUUUUUCAAUGUUCACACUCAACAGUGUGAAGAAUUUAUAUAUGGGGGAUGUGAAGGAAAUCAGAAUCGAUUUGAAAGUCUGGAAGAGUGCAAAGAAAAAUGUAUAAGAGAUUACCCAAAGACUGUACAGGAAAAGGCAACAUUGCAAAAAGAAAAGCCAGAUUUCUGCUUUUUGGAAGAAGAUGCUGGAAUCUGUCGAGGUUAUAUUACCAGGUAUUUUUAUAACAAUCAGUCAAGGCAGUGUGAGCAUUUCAAGUAUGGUGGGUGCCUUGGUAAUCAAAACAACUUUGAAUCAUUGGAAGACUGCCAGAACACCUGUGAGGAUACAUUGAAUGGUUUCCAGGUGGAGGAUUACAGAACCCAGCUCGAUCAUGUGAAUAAUGACUCCUUGACUCCCCGGCCUACUAAGCUUCCCAGCUUUUUGGAAUUUUAUGGCCCCUCCUGGUGUCUGACCCCCGCAGACAGAGGAUUGUGUCAAGCCAACGAGACCAGAUUCUACUACAAUGCUAUUAUCGGGAAGUGCCGCCCGUUUAAGUACAGUGGAUGUGGAGGGAACGAAAACAAUUUUACUUCUAAAAAGUCAUGUCACAGGGCUUGUCAAAAAGGUUUCAUCCAAAGAAUAUCAAAAGAAGGGUUAAUUAAAACCAAAAGAAAAAGAAAGAAGCAGCUAGUGAAAAUAGUAUAUGAAAAGACUUUUGUUAAAAAGAUAUAAAUUUGUUAUAUUAUUACAACAUUAAUUCUACUAAAUAUUUUAGAUGAAGCUUUUCACUAUGAUUCCUAUUUUUUUCUUUCCUAAAAUUCUCUUAAUUAUAUUUUUAUGAAUUUCUUAUGCAUAUAUUACCUGCUAUUAAUACAUUUGCAUCCAUGUUCCUUACCUGAUCUAGUCAAAUUGCUUAUUCUAGAGCUAUAAUUUAUUAACUGACUACUAUGAAUUUACUUAUUCUAUAGAUCGUUUUUUAACUAUUUACCAUUUGACUACAAAUUAUCAAGUUGCUGGCCACAUCAAAUCAGUCAAGUUUUCCCAUUUUGUGAUCAUCUAUUUGAUAACAUAUUGUCAUUUAUUUGUUUUGAUCACAUAUACAAUGAUAUUCUUUAUAUAAUAGCUCAUGCCCAGAUUAAUAAGUACAGCUAUUUAAAAACAAAUACUUUGGGGGUUUCAUAUCUAAAAUGGAGACAAGCACCUUCUUUUGAUAAAGAUCAUUCACUUGUGCAUUUGGAAAGAGCUGUAACAGUAGAAUUCUAUGGUGUGCUUCCCUCCCUAGACAUACUUGAUUUCCUUUUGCACUAACCAACACCUCAAUGGAUCUUGAGCCAAACUGUAUUUGAAUACAGAAGAGUCAAUUCUGUGUCAUAUGCCUGCCUGAUUUUGUUUGAUUUCAGUUUUUUUGUUUGUUUGUUUGCUAGUGGUUCGUUAUAUCAAUUAAGAUGGUUGAAUAAUGGUGUGUUAAAUGCAGAUCACGAUAAGAAGGGACUUGGUGGGAAAGGGAAGUUUUUAAUGGCAAUCUAAAGGAAAUUCUGUUUAUGAACUUCCUAAUUUCAUUGUUUGACAAAAUUUUCUCUUACUAAAAAUAGCAAGAAUAAAAAAAAAAAAAAACAAGAAUAUUUAAACCUCCUGAAACCUAUUCAUCUGUCAUUAGGCUUUACACACAAUGCAACCAGCAAUUCAUACAUAAAAGAAAAAAAAACAAAAUACAUGUUAUUUCUGUAGAAGAGAAAAUUAUCAGGAUGGAAGGUUAUUCUAGAAAAUUCACGCACUGUUUAUUCUCAGGGUUUUAACCAGCAUUUUUCUGGAGUAAAUUCGCUGUAACCAGAUCUAUACCUUUCUUUCUCUGCUAAGCCAUGUGCAGUCUGGCAUCACAACAGCCUCCUAGAUGUUUCAGUGUCUAUACUGUUCACAUCAAAUUUCACAUUUAAAUUUGAACUUGUCAUCUAGAAACAACUACUUAAUCCAUUUACCUUAGUUUAAUAACUACUUCCUAGCAACAGUGUUAUAUUCUACCUGCUCCUUAGGCUUGAAAGUUUGAACCCAAUUUUGAGUUCUUAUUUUCCCUCAUACACUGUAUCUGAUCAGUCUCCAAACACUACUGCAUACUUUUUCAUAAAGUUCAUCCAACUCCCCAGCUUUUUACCUCUACUGCAUUCUUCAGUAUUAAUAAUUCUUCAGUAUUAAUAAUUCCUAAGAAUUAAUUCAGUAUAUUUCUCCACCACUCAAAAUUCUUCAAGGACUCAAUUUUUGGUACUUAACCCCACCCCACUCCCCACAAUUUAAUUUUGAUAUAUAUAUAUUUUUGGACUUACCUACACUACUUUCUUUCAUGACUGCUUCAAUUUAGCUAAAGGGUAUUCACAAUUCACUGAAUGCAUCUUUAAUUACUUAGCGUAUUCAUGCUGUUUUCCUUUUUAAAAAGCUCAUCCCCUCCAAACCAUUCAUUCAUCUGAAGUCAGAGUCAAGCUGAUGUGAGCUAAAAUCACUAUGUUUUGAGACAGAAUAUGAAAAGUCCUAACAUACAAUUACACAUCAUUUUCAUCCUAUGGCAUGAACAUUAUAUCAUUACAAACAGUAUCAAUUUGUUCACUUAAGAAAAAUUUUAUAUCUUGAUUUCAAAUAUGCAGUCAUAAGUAACUGCCUUAAACUGGGUCUAUGCUGUGGAAUUUGAGACUUUUGAAAAUCAAAAUCCCUUGUGAACUGUGUUCUGUUGUCAUUUAUACACGCAUAGCUUUAAAAAAAAGGUAAAGUCUUCUUAGAUCAAGUAGCAAGUGCUUGGGACAUAUAAACAGCACAUUGGUGAGUUUACCAAUUGUUUUCUCAAACAACCAUUCAAGGGUUCAUUACUUAAAUAAGAUAUAUACUGAGAUGGUUUGCAAUGUUUAAUGCAUGUGAAUGUUAUUUUCACUGUGUUUUUAAAUAAGAAGCCCUCUGGUGGUAUUGUCUUGCUUUGUUUUGCAUAUUCAAAUGCAUCUAAAUGUAACUGUAGAUAGAUUUGCAUUAUAUAGCAUGUACAUGUAUUUACCUACUUUGUUUAGUCUCUGUUCAGAAUUAAAAGUCAUGCUGAAAACUGCUCAAAUGAUUUUAUUUUUUACAUUAUAAGAAAUAAAAUGUAUUACUUGAAUAAUAAACUAUAAUUGUUGUA